Messenger RNA from Ylistrum balloti, 612 nucleotides. RefSeq names its product neurogenic differentiation factor 6-like. The coding region runs from base 1 to 612 and encodes 203 amino acids. The record is from RefSeq and is a predicted model, not a curated record. The transcript has a single exon. Lineage: Eukaryota; Metazoa; Mollusca; Bivalvia; Pectinida; Pectinidae. Gene Ontology annotation, molecular function: protein dimerization activity.
AUGCGUUCGUUGAUUGAGGACGUUAGGUCGUCCUGUGACUUUGAUAUGACAGAAGGUGACCAACCAACAGAUAGUUACUGGGAUGUUCCAGGGCUGCGAGCUAGUGACUACCACAUUCGGAAACGGCCUUUUAAACAAGGGCCUGGGUCCCCUUCGGAUUCCGGCGGAAGUUCCACUACAGAGGAGUCAGGUGACCGGAAAUUGAAGAGCCCUAAAAAAUCAUCCCGACGGAGAAAGGGUGUAAGUGCUCGGGAACGCAAUAUACGUAGAAUAGAAAGCAAUGAACGUGAACGCAUGCGCAUGCAUUCUUUAAAUGAUGCAUUCCAGGAUUUGAGAGAAGUGAUUCCACAUGUUGAGUUGGAAAGAAAAUUAUCUAAAAUAGAAACCCUCACAUUAGCCAAAAACUACAUCAAAGCUCUAACCAACGUUAUAUGCGAGUUCCGAGGGGAAAAAGGACCAUAUGCCUUCGAGAAGGCUAAAAUUAACAAUAUCGAGGAUAUGGACUCUUCCGAUGAGUUGGAACCCAUUCCAAAUCAGUGUACUGACAAUGAUAACGUGGAGGUCGAUGAUAACUACGAUAUGCAAGAAUCGCUUGGAAGUGUUAGCGAUUAA